AUGAAUCCCGGAAUAAAGGUCGAGCUCUGGUCCUACAUGCCACGCCCUUUCAGCGACAACAAUGUGGAGGUCAAAAUUGAAUAUACUGGAAUAUGUAGCUCUGACCUGCACGCAAUCAAGGAUGAGCGGUCGGAAACCAUGUACCCAGCCACUGCGAGUCACGCAAUUGCUGGCAAGGUUAUUACAAAAGAAUCCAAGGGCGCCAGUAAGAGUGACUGUGUUGGUAUCAUUGGAAUUGGCGGUCUGGGCCAUCUUACCAUCCAGUACGCUCAUACACUGGGUGCCGAGACUGUUGGAAUUUUACACUUGACUAACAAGCGCAAAGAGUGUUUAAAGCUUGGUGUCUCUAUCUUUGUUAACACUGCCAAUAGGGAGAAAGUCAAGGCUAUGAGUAACACCCUAAACUACCUGUUUGUCACAUCUAACUUGCAUACCAGCCAGUAUGGCAAAUUGUAUUCGUGGAUGGAUUUUGGCGGCCAGAUUGUCCUACUUGGUCUGCCGGUGGGCCAGCUCAGCGUGUCAGUGUUUUUUUAUUAA
Messenger RNA from Kickxella alabastrina, 537 nucleotides. RefSeq lists its product as uncharacterized. Gene Ontology annotation, molecular function: oxidoreductase activity, acting on the CH-OH group of donors, NAD or NADP as acceptor. Bases 1 to 537 code for a protein of 178 amino acids. The transcript has 2 exons. The record is from RefSeq and is a predicted model, not a curated record. NCBI's taxonomy places the organism in Eukaryota, Fungi, Kickxellomycota, Kickxellomycetes, Kickxellales, Kickxellaceae.